Arthroderma uncinatum is the source of this 1383-nucleotide messenger RNA. RefSeq lists its product as uncharacterized. Lineage: Eukaryota; Fungi; Ascomycota; Eurotiomycetes; Onygenales; Arthrodermataceae. The record is from RefSeq and is a predicted model, not a curated record. Bases 1 to 1383 code for a protein of 460 amino acids. The transcript is spliced from 4 exons.
AUGUCCCACGGCUCCGUACGCACCGCCAAAAUGCGGGAGCCACCGCCACAGCCUCUAUCAAAAUCCCGUCUUACCCUUGGAAUGGAAAUCGAGUUCUAUGCUGCUAUCAAGGCUUCUACCUUUAAUCGUAUUGUUGUUCACGACUGUAUUGCAAGCCUCUUAGGGGAACGGCUACGACAACUUCGACUUUCUGGUCCUGAGGGCUAUGGCUCAAGGUUCAAAGUCGUCUUCGAUUCCGACUAUUACCCAGACGAGGACAGGCUUGUCGAUUACUCUCUUUGGAACCUGACUACAGAUGCCACUGCACGAGCCCAAAGUCCAGAAUGGUUUAGAGGCUAUGAAAGCCAGGCAAUCGAGAUCAUAUCACCCCCAUAUUGGGCUCGCACUGCACACUGGGAGAAUGAUAUUCAACGGAUAUUCUCGUCAAGGAUGGGCCAGUUCAAUCCCAUUUCGGCAAGAGAAUUACGUCUAUAUUAUGAACUGAACAACACCACCAGCUUUCAUGUACAUGUCGGCAACGGAGUUGAACCUGACGCUUUCUUUCCAUUCAAUACAGUACGGAAUUUGGCAAUGAUCCUGUUGGUGUAUGAACCAGCAAUAGACAGGCUGCUUGAUGCUAAACUAUAUCCUCUCCCCACCCUCGUUGGCUCAUGCGACCGAUCUCAGGAGUCGGUAAUUCGCGCAAUGAGCCCUUUACCCCCGGAUGAGACAUCCACCCCGGAUUACGCACCCCCACCAGUACUCCCUCCAUCAGAAGAUGUGGAAUGUCCGAACGGCUAUAUCGAGUUUAACGGUCAUCCCGAAUCGAACGGCCAUGCUGAAUCGAGCCGUCAUGCUGAAUUGAACGGUCAUGCCGAGUCGAGCCGUCAUGCGGAAUCGAACGGUCAUACCGAGUCGAACGGCCACACCGUGUUGAACGGCCACAUUGAGUCGCCCUCACCCACACCCGCAGCUCAAGCCCGGCCUACGCCAUAUCCAAACGCCAAACGAAAAGCCCCGACUAUUGAGUUUCGGCAGCAAAUAGGCACGCUUGACCCUGAUACGAUGGUCCACUGGAUUAGGUUUUUAACGGCUUUGGUGGAGUUUUCCAGUAAACUUACAGGUCGAGCCGCGAUGGAAUUUCUGGGCGUGGAGGACAUAGAAAUCGACUAUUCCCCUAUUAGCGAGGCUUCAUCGUCAUCGAAUGGUGCCGGAGAACAACAGAUUCCUCGUGUUACCUACAAUGGAAAUGCAGACUCGAACGCAGCUCUUUCCGCAUUCGCUUUUCUAACAAGUACGCACCCUAUUGGAUCUCUCGGGCGGCUCCUUACCGCCAUGGACUCCAUAGCUAUAGAUCUCGACCCUGAAACUACACGAUACUGGAAACGGAAAGUCUCACCCUAA